AUUUUUUGACAACGGCAGUAACUGACAUUGGACGGUUCCAGACACCCACUCUUCUAUGUACCUACUGUAUUAUUGCUCACUAUAAUUAUUCUAGUCGUAUUUGAUCUAAUUGAGGCACGUUCACAUGGCACUGUUCAUUACUAAAAACACCGCGGCGUCCCGUCGUUUCGCUGUGAAUGCUUUUUAGUUGUCCCCAGUUCGCCACAAAGUUCGUCAUAGCUAAAUGGGCACCAUCGGCGUACUGUCACCCGCUGCUUACCCCCAUCGAAUUAUCGGCGUUGCCUCUGAUCCCCUUCUUUACUUUCUACUGUAGACGAGCCACCGAUAUACGAAUGCGUGAAUGUAGGUUUAUAAGGAGAUAAAUGGGUACCGCGGGAGCAUCAAACAUAUAAUUGUAGACAUGGCUGCUGGUACUAUUGUCAUUUGUUUGAGAAAGGGGAGACGCGGGGCAGACGAUCGUGCCGUCAUUAUGCGCCACCACUAGCACCGCUGCUUCGGCCAUGAAGAUGGAAAUGACGUUCUAUCGUCGUAGACGCUUAUUCUUCUUCGUCUCCAGCCUUCCGUUUGCUUUUAGUCGGUCGCCUGGUCGGUCUGCUCGUCAGUGUUUGCGUCCCUAUAGGCGAGGGAGUGCAACUGGUGUUUCGGUCUCCUUCCUUCGAACAAUGUCUGCGUUUGUUGGUUCGUCUACCGUCCGACUACACUUGUGCGUUUUAUAUAUGUGUGUGUAGAGCAUGCGUAAAUCCGGAUGUGUGCUUAUUCACCACCACGUACCUUUCCUUGUUUCCGUCUUACCUUGGCUCUGUGGGACGAAGGUCGUUAUCCUGAUGGAGCUGAUGAUACUAAUAGUCGCUGCAAGAGAAACACAACGCGGCGGUUGUGCCGUACUGUCAACAGGCUGAUUCUGCCAUCCACAGUUGUUAACAACGAUUGCUGAGCACGCAUUCGGUAAGGAAUGUGUCUCCUUACUUAAUUUUCAGACAGGUUAUAAUGUUCUACAUAGAUAACAUAGUUGUUAUCAUUGCACUGCCUCAUCAUAAAUACACACUCCGUUUGGUUUGGUGUUACCCGUGAUAAUUUUUCCUGCUUUCACGCUUAUUCUCUAUGAGCCUUGUACAAUGCUUACAUUUGCGCCGUUUGUAUGUCCUACGACUUUUACCUUUUGACGAUAACAAUAGUCGCAAACACUCAAACACAAGCAUUACAAUAAUGAGGAAGAGACGCCAUGCACGUGGCCUUCAUCGUGGCCGUUGCUCCUGAAGUGGUCGUUGUGGGUGGCGUUUCAAGGGAUUGAUCACAAUUCUUGCUUUAUCGACUGCAAAUAAUAGAAGUACUUUCAGGCGAAGCGAUAGCUGGCAGGUCACUCGCGCAUUGCUUUCGCUAUUGUUAUGCUGAGGGCAAUACCGCACCGUGCCGGAACGGCUGCCGCUACUGCUUUCAGCGAGGAUCAACAACGCUACCUAGCCGCGUUUCUGUCGUUGCCGCUGCUACCGUAUCGGAACGUACUCUCCGGAUGAUCCACCACCGUUGGCUAGCAGCGGGAGCCGCAACAGCUCCUUCCUUAACACUACCACAGCUCCGAUAAUGAUGAUUGUUGUUAUGAUUAUUCAACUUCGCUUCACCCUGUUGUCACUUAACGAUAACAUCAGUCGGCAGCGGACGACUGCGGUUUGGCCCGAGGCAACGGCGAAGCCAGCGAAUAGACAGAAGAACAAAACUCAUGAAGGUGACGAGACACUAAAGAGGCGUCGAUUUGGAGCCCAAGGUGUAACACUAGACGAUGGGAUCGCGCACAAUUCACAGAGUGAGGAAGUGAUGGCUUAUCGAGAUUCAUCGACUUUUCUUAAGGGUACUCAGUCCGCAAACCCGCACAACGAUUACUGUCAGCAUUUUGUCGACACCGGCCAGAGACCACAAAACUUUAUUCGUGACGUCGGCAUCCAGGAUCGGUUUGAAGAAUAUCCCAAGCUCAAGGAGUUGAUUAAGUUAAAGGAUGAGCUCAUUCAUGAAACGGCUACGCCUCCAAUGUAUCUUAAAUGCGAUCUCCUACAGUAUAAUCUCCGUGAGCUAAAUGGGAAAUUUGAUGUCAUCUUGAUCGAGCCCCCACUCGAAGAGUACCAAAGAUCUUGUGGAGUGACAAACACGCGCUUUUGGUCUUGGGAGGAAAUUAUGAAGCUCGAAAUUGAAGAGGUUGCUGCACCUCGAUCUUUUGUCUUCUUAUGGUGUGGUUCUUCAGAUGGCUUGGAUCUUGGACGACAGUGUCUUCGAAAAUGGGGAUUUCGUCGGUGUGAAGAUAUCUGUUGGAUCAAGACCAAUAUCAACAAUCCAUCGAAAGUAAAAAACGUAGAGCCUCGAGCAGUGUUUCAACGAACCAAGGAACACUGCCUUAUGGGAAUCAAGGGCACAGUUCGGCGUUCAACUGAUGGUGAUUUCAUUCAUGCAAACGUAGACAUUGAUUUGAUUAUUUCUGAAGAACCUCCAUUUGGAAUGAUGGAGAAGCCAGAAGAAAUUUUCCAUAUUAUAGAACACUUCUGCCUGGGUCGCAGAAGGUUGCAUCUUUUUGGAAGAGAUCUCACUAUACGCCCAGGAUGGCUGACACUGGGUCCCGAGUUAACUAAUUCCAACCUGAACACGGAGGCUUAUAACGCGCACUUCAACCGUACAGCGAAUGACUACUUAACGGGAUGCACCGAGAGGAUCGAGGCUUUAAGACCAAAGUCUCCGCCUCCAAAAAGUGCCCUUGGAGGUCCGAGUAGAGGUCGAGGGAGAGGCGGCAUACAACGAGGUAGACCACCGCCAGUGUGAAGCCAAGAUAACUGUAAGGAAAUUCUGAUACACAUGCUAGAAGACGAAAUUCAUGCAGCAUGAAUGGGCCUCGCGUCAGCAGCACAAGUAAAAUGGACAGUAUCUGUAACCAUACUGAUCGAUCAUGCCUUCUCACAUAGCCGAAAUUGUAUUUUUGUGCUUACUGGUUAGCAAACGUACCGAAAUAACUGUAUACGACUAUGAUGCCGGUUUAUGCCGCGUGGAUGCUUAGAAUUGAAUUAAAUUUUCCACUUACGUUGUUUUUUUAUAUGAUAUUUAUUGAUCAUUUAUUGAAAUACAGCAAAGUUUACAGGUAGAACAAGAACUUCUUAUAUAUAGAGGUUUGUACAUGGCAUUUGUACACGUGUUUUAAGGCAGAGUCUAGGAUUUGGGAUUUCUCAGUAGAGAACUGUUUAAACAAUGCGAAAAAUACGAAAUGACAACGGUUCAUCAAGAGGACGCAUAUGUGACAUGCAUUUGACUACUCGCGUGCGAACGAUAUUGAAAGGGAAUGCCACCAAAAAGGCUUAUAUUAUUCGGUAAUGUACACCUGUGAAACUGCGGUUGAAAGUGAGGCUAUAAUACAAAUAUUAUAUAUUCGGAUACAAUUGUCUUUACCAAACUACAGAGCUAUAAUUGUGAACGAUUAUACUGUCCACACGAUGCCCUUUAAGUAUAAAUAACAAAGGAGACGUAAUAAAAAAUAAAAUGGUUCAAAAUCUAUAUAUCGUUUGGCACAUCUAUCUUUCGCGUUGAUUCCCUGAUCUAAAAAUUAGCAUAGACUAAACGUGACAUGACGUCCUUUGUAGCGCAGCGUUUUCUGUUCAUACUUAUUUUCUUAAUCCCAUUCAGUACAGCUAUUGUCACGAGCUGAUCUCAUCGACAAUGUAAUGUAGCUUGUGCUAUAAACGGAUCAAGAAGAUAUGUGGUCAAAAGUUUGGCUGUACGAUAACCCCAAGUAUUAGGAUCUUUCCAAAAACAAAUAUUUUACUCAAAGUUGUAAGUAACAAUUAGUAAUUGACAACUUGUUUGAUUUCAUCUUUGAACGAUAAAUAAUAUAUUGCUUUUCCCGGUUUUAAAGGUUACACCCAUCGAAAUAACUAAGAAAAUUAUUAUUAGCAAAUCCAUUGCCUUCAGUUGUCGAGGGUCACAGAAGCACUAGUGCUAUUCUCCGCAUUCCUAUUUCACGCGAAGAUACAGCCCUUCAAGUUCGCAUUCUCUCUUCUUCAACCGCUUCAAUCAAAGCUUGGCUGGGCAUGCGUGCCAUCGUGGAACUACUUGCUUUUUAAGACUUUUUCAAAGAAUAGUUUCAAUAAGUAAGUUAGUAUUUUUGCUGAUCGGUAAUCGUGCAAAACUGUAAGGGAAAGAUUCAUAGCAAUCAUCCUGUAUGAUUCGUUUUAGAGUUUUUGUUGGCGA
Molecule: messenger RNA, 4218 nt
Organism: Varroa destructor (honeybee mite)
Lineage: Eukaryota; Metazoa; Arthropoda; Arachnida; Mesostigmata; Varroidae
Gene: Mettl14
Product: methyltransferase like 14
Biological process (GO): mRNA modification
Cellular component (GO): nucleus; RNA N6-methyladenosine methyltransferase complex
Molecular function (GO): mRNA binding
Source: RefSeq, a predicted model, not a curated record